Messenger RNA from Fusarium vanettenii 77-13-4, 1233 nucleotides. RefSeq lists its product as uncharacterized. Gene Ontology annotation, molecular function: iron ion binding; oxidoreductase activity, acting on paired donors, with incorporation or reduction of molecular oxygen; monooxygenase activity. The coding region runs from base 1 to 1233 and encodes 410 amino acids. The record is from RefSeq and is a predicted model, not a curated record. The transcript is spliced from 2 exons. NCBI's taxonomy places the organism in Eukaryota, Fungi, Ascomycota, Sordariomycetes, Hypocreales, Nectriaceae.
AUGACGAUCAGCUUCUUUGCGACGAGGGACAACAAAGUCCAUCGGUCUCUUAGGUCGCGUGUUUCGAGCGCAUACUCCAUGACGUCGAUUCUUGGCAUGGAGCCACAGAUCCAAGACGUGUUGGAUCUCAACCGAAGAAAGCUCGGCGAACUAGCAGACGGCGCCAACUACAUUGCCUUCGACAAGAUGGUAAAUUAUUUUACCUUUGACGUGGUUGGCCAGCUGGCGCUGGGUGGAAAGAUUGGGUUCUUACAACAAGGAAAAGACGUCGAUGGUAUAAUCCAGUCUGUCAGCGACGGAUUCUAUCUCAUGGGUAAUAUGGGCAUCUUUCCAUUGCAAAUGCUCUGGAUCAAUAAUCCGGUCUCUAAAUGGUUCACUAAAACCUUUGGCGGCGAUCGCCUGAAUGCUUUCGACGUCUUCAUCGACUGGCUGGACAAGAGAGUUGAGGAGAGAAUGACUAAUGGUCUUUUACCCGGUCAGCGAAGGGAUCUCCUUCAACAUUUCAUCGAGGUCAAGGAUGCUCAGGGGCGCCAAGCAGACAAAAAGGAGGUCAUGAUUGAGGGCGUUAAUAUUCUCGCUGCAGGGGCUGAUACAACCGCCAUCGGCAUCCUGGCUUGCCUUGGAUACAUUUUGACUAAUCCUCGCUCCAAGACAAAGUUGACACAAGAGAUCGAUAACGCUUACCAGGAACUCAACAUCGAUGACGAAAGGCGCGAGAUCUCUUUCAAGGAGGCCGAGAAGCUUCCAUAUCUGUCUGCUGUCAUUUUAGAAAGCAUUCGACUACACCCUUCCAUCCAGUACCAGCUACCCCGGAACGUUCCACUAGAAGGAGCUCAUAUUGGAGAAUACUUUCUUCCCUGUGGUACCACUUGCGGUGCCAGCGCAAGAGCUGUGAACUGCUCACGGGAGAUCUUUGGCUCGGAUGCGGAGGAGUUCCGACCCGAACGAUGGAUUCCCAGAAGCCCGGAGGAUGGCGAACGGAUCAAGAGCGAGAAGUCUCUCUUAAUGACAUUUGGGAUGGGCAGCCGCAACUGCAUAGGGAAACAUCUAGCGACAGUCGAACUUUACAAGUAUAUCGCUCAGUUCUUCCGGUACUUUGAUGCUGAACUGGCAAACAAGGCUAAGCCUUGGAAUACCAAGACACAAUGGUUUGCUUUCCAACGUGGGUUUCUUGUUGCGAUUAAGAGAAGAGAGCAUCUGGCAGACGUAGAGGGACCCGUUGGAAAUUGUUGA